Molecule: messenger RNA, 1150 nt
Organism: Durusdinium trenchii
Lineage: Eukaryota; Dinophyceae; Suessiales; Symbiodiniaceae
Source: the annotation of a GenBank genome assembly
AGCUGUCCAGAUCUAGUCCAUCCCUGUCCAUCCUCGCUCCGGGGCCUUCCGCCAUGCGAUCACUGCUCUUGGCGGUGGCCUGGCCCGUGGCAACGGCCGUGCCCAGCGUAACCCUGUCGAAUGGCGUGGAGAUGCCGAUGGUCGCCGCCGGCAGCUGGCAGUACAACAGCUCAACGGCAUACAGUUCCAUCACAUCCGCACUGAAAGCAGGCUUCACCAUGAUUGACACGGCAUUGGAUUACCACAAUCAGGACGGGGUUGGCAAGGCCAUUGCCGAGUCAGGAAUUCCGCGGGAGAAGAUCUUUGUGGAGACCAAAGUGCCUGGUUGUGGUCUGGAUCCUAGCACAAUGAAUGUCUUCAAUUGCUACCAAGCUACAAAGAGAGAUUUAGAAACAGACUUGAAGCUAUUAAACCUCUCCUAUGUGGACCUGGUCAUCGUGCAUUUUCCGCCCAUUUCCUCGAUGAUCACGCGGUCCUGCAAUAGCUGGUCUGGAGGGUGUCAGAUGGUCAGAGCACAGUGGAAGGCCAUGAAUGAGUUCUAUGCGGAAGGCAAGGCGCGUGCCAUUGGUGUGUCCAACUAUUGCCCCAGCUGCUAUGACUGCUUAGAGUCAUCCAACCCUGUGAUGACACGAUUGCCAAUGGUCAACCAGGUGCAACUUCACCUCGGCAUGGGCACAGAUCCCGAGGGCUUUGUGUCCUACCACAAGGCCAAGGGAAUUCAACUGCAGGCGUACUCUGUGCUGGGGAAUUCCAUGACCCAUCAUGCCAGCUCAGAAAUUCUGAACGGCAACCUCACAACAUCCAUCGGAAAGGCUCACAACAAGUCUUCAGUCCAAGUGGCCUUGAAGUGGGUUAUUUCCCAAGGCAUCCCAGCGGUGACCAAGUCAUCCAGUUCGGAACAUUUGAAGGAAGACUUGGAUCUGUGGUCAUGGAACUUGACUACUCAGGACAAGCAGCUAAUGGAUGCCCACCGCAGCCCGAAAGGGUCGCCAUCCUUUGCAUGCAAUGCAGCGGAGGCAGUGCUUGUUUAGCUCAGGCGGCUGAGCAGAUUUUCGCACGACGUGUGAGACGUGCAGAAAGGCCCUUGGUGAUUGGAGCAGAGCUUUGUAUAUUUGAGUGCCCCAAUUCCCUUUGCCACUGCAACAUCUUC